Helicoverpa armigera (cotton bollworm) is the source of this 783-nucleotide messenger RNA. RefSeq lists its product as uncharacterized. The record is from RefSeq and is a predicted model, not a curated record. The transcript has 4 exons. NCBI's taxonomy places the organism in Eukaryota, Metazoa, Arthropoda, Insecta, Lepidoptera, Noctuidae. The coding region runs from base 28 to 783 and encodes 251 amino acids.
CGAGUCUUCUGCCAAGACAAAAACGCAAUGCCGUGGAACUCAGCAGGACAUGCCUGUCCUAUCACUUGCAGUACCAUCAUCACGGCUAUAGACAGAUUAAAACAAGCAGACUACCAAUACCUAGUAAAACAUAGAAUAAAAAAGAAACUAAACAUAUCUGAAACAGAUAUAUUUUCAUUAGGCCAACAGCUACAGCAAGAUAUCUAUUACAAUCGGAGAACCUCUUUACAUCGCAAAACAGAUCAUUUAAAACUAUAUCACACGUACCAUAGAUUGCUUUUGAACAAGGAUUUUAUCCCAAAUUUGAAAUUGGAAGCGAAACAAAUGACAGCUGAAUUGAAUGACACAUGUUUCAAGAUGGCUGCCAAGAGUUAUAAGAGAAAUGGUAAUUUGAAGUGUACAAGGAAAUUUAAUAAGAGACAAGAUGUGGUUGAAAGAUUUACGAAGUUUCUUAAUAGGUAUGCCGAUCCUAAAUAUCCUUUUGAUGAAGAAUUGGCUGGGAACAUAGUACACUCGCUAGAAGGCAGCGCGAGAGUGCGGCACGGCGCGGUAGACGGCGCCGCUAUACUGGGGUGUCUGCGGGAGUCGCUGAGGCGUCACAAGUCUAGCAGCAAGGCUAAGCGCGUGCUUAAGCUGCAGUCUAACAACUGUCUGACGAUAUAUGUGCCCGGCUGCUAUUGUAAAGUAGGCUACGUGGAGCAUGAGCUGCAAUGCGUGAAGCCGGAAGAAUGUAUCCAUAACCCAACGUUCUUAGGAUAUUUAGAAAGAAUUAUACUGUACUAA